This is a messenger RNA of Ilex paraguariensis (yerba mate), 2176 nucleotides long. Lineage: Eukaryota; Viridiplantae; Streptophyta; Magnoliopsida; Aquifoliales; Aquifoliaceae. The record is from the annotation of a GenBank genome assembly.
ACUUGAUACUUCCCAUGCACUUCCCUCUUCAGCUAACCACCCUUUCCCUACCCCCAGUCAUCCAUGAACCAAGCUGUCAAAUUAGGGUUCCAUAGUUUCACAAAUCUCAAAAGUAAUUCCAAGGAAUUUUAAAAGGUUUUCACUGGUUUCUCCGACAACUGAAACAAUGGGGUCCAAAAGACUUCUUUCAAGUUCGACAUCGGAAGCGAAAGAAAUUGUUCUCAAGGAGACUGUUGUGAGAGGUAAAAUGGUUGAAAGUGAGAUUCUUGUGGAUGAUCAGGAUAGUGUUGAAAGAAUGACAGUUCAACAACUCAGAUUAAAAUUAAGGAGUGUUGGGGUCCCUGCCAAAGGUUCUAAACGUGAUCUUAUCCAUGCUAUGAAGAGUUUCUUGAACAACAAAAACAAUGAUGCAGACGACGGUUCUUUGAUAGUGGAAGAUCAAUUAUCUUCCAAAGCUGCACAAAUUUGUACGAAGAGUAGUUCAAAAAGGAAGGGUAAAGGUUCAUCUAUUGAAGGCCAUGUUCAGAACAUAAAUAUUGCUUCAGAGGUUCAUGGACUUAAACGGACAAAAAGAAAAGUAAAACAGGGCCCAGUUGAGGAUGAAUAUGUUGAGCUACAUGCAACAAAGCAAGAGCUAUCAAUUGAGACCAAUGAGAUAACAGUGCUUUCCAGUAAGAAAUCCACCCCGGCAAAGAGAAAAAUUCAAUCGGAAAUUGCUUUUGGAGAUCUUGGAUCAUCGGGCAUGUUUGACUCUCUUGAGAAUCAAAAUGAGCCUUGGACAAUUCUUGCCCACAAGAAGCCUCAGAAAGGUUGGAUUCCAUACAAUCCCAAAACUAUGAGGCCACCUCCUCUUACUGGUGAUAGAAAUCAUGUGAAGUUGAUGUCUUGGAACGUCAAUGGGUUGAGAGCUUUACUGAAAGUAAAGGCCUUUUCUGCAUUGCAACUUGCUCAAAGAGAAGAUUUUGAUGUAUUGUGCUUGCAAGAGACCAAACUACAGGAGAAAGAUGUUGAGGCGAUCAAAGAUACGCUCUUAGAAGGCUAUGAGAAUAGCUUUUGGACAUGCAGUGUCUCGAAACUUGGAUAUUCUGGUACUGCAAUAAUUUCACGGAUAAAACCACUUUCUGUCAGAUAUGGUUUGGGCAUAUCAGAUCAUGAUAGUGAAGGACGGCUCGUGACCAUAGAGUUGAAUAACUUCUAUUUACUAAGUGGAUACAUUCCUAACUCUGGUGAUGGUUUAAAAAGACUACCAUACAGGGUAACCCAGUGGGAUCCUUCCCUUGGCAAUUACAUCAAAGAGCUUGAAAUGUCGAAACCUGUUAUUUUGACUGGUGAUCUGAACUGUGCUCAUGAAGAGAUAGAUAUCUAUAAUCCUGCAGGAAAUAUGAGAAGUGCUGGUUUUACAAUCGAAGAAAGACAAUCAUUUGAGACAAAUUUUUUAAAUAAAGGUUUUGUGGAUACCUUUAGGAAGCAGCAUCCUGGUGUUGUUGGCUAUACGUACUGGGGUUACAGGCAUGGUGCGCGUAAAACAAACAAAGGAUGGCGGCUGGACUACUUCCUUGUCUCGGAAUCCAUAGCAGACAAGGUUCACGACUCGUAUAUUCUUCCAGAUGUUACUGGUAGUGAUCAUUGCCCUGUUGGUCUCAUUCUCAAGCUCUAGGUUCUCCAGCAUUGCCAGAGCUCACUCCUAGGGCAUCCAUUUGAUUAGUUUUGGGUGAUGGGCAUAAAACAAAGGAUGAAGGGAAUUUUUGAUGGUGGUAUUUACGAAAUUCUGAAGAAAGUAGAUUACCUAAACUCCGUUUUGUUGGCGUGCACAUGCAUGUGGAAGCCUCGACUUCUUUUUGGUAUGAAUUUCGGUUUCUUCACAUUAAUCUCGUAUGAUUAUUGGACAUUUUAGAUCAAGAAAAUAUCAAAGGAACUGUUUGAGUAGGUGGAAAUUUAGAUGCAAUUUCAAAUUAGAAGCUAUGUCCUGGUCUCAUAGUUGUGUCAAUCGGGAAGUGCUGACUGGCAGUUUCAUACUUUUGUGAACCUUUUGUGUAUAAUGCCACCCCAUUUUCAUUCGCGUAGUUGUGUGUGUGCCUGUGUGUUUGUGUGCGUACGCGAGGUGACAAACACAUGAACUUGUGUGCUCUCAUGAUACAGCUUGUUUUUAUAUACGGAAACCUAUGUUUUCAGGCUG